Molecule: messenger RNA, 2167 nt
Organism: Xylona heveae TC161
Lineage: Eukaryota; Fungi; Ascomycota; Xylonomycetes; Xylonales; Xylonaceae
Product: gamma-glutamyltranspeptidase
Exons: 6
Coding region: 248-2095 (615 amino acids)
Source: RefSeq, a predicted model, not a curated record
GGUCGACCUACGAUGAACUUAAGACGCCAUUGGAGAUAAGGAGAUUGAAUGCCAAAGUAGGAUAAGGACCCUGAAGAGCGGGGUGUCAGGGGAGAGGGAAGCUCUAGUUAUUAUAUACAUUGCUUCUCGAGCUAUCAUGACACUUUCAACGUACUUCUUUAAUACGACAAGAGCGUCCUAUACCAUUACAGUCAAUUGAGCGUUAACGUUCAAUAACUUGCCCCCUUCAUAACGUCCGAGAGCCAUCAUGCCUCUCAAUGCAAGUGCUAUAUAUCCCGCUUCGGACCCGGAAUUUAUAUCUUAUCCCAGUCGCCGAAGUGUAGUGCACAGCACCCAUGGAAUGGUGGCGUGCACUCAGCCUUUGGCCGCGCAGGCUGGGCUGAGAAUACUACGAGAGGGAGGCAAUGCUGCUGACGCAGCCGUAGCAGUCGCUGCCGCGCUGAACAUGACAGAGCCAUCUUCUACCGGCAUUGGAGGAGACAUGUUUGCCCUUUUUUACGAUAAAGAAUCCCGCAAAGUCCGUGCACUCAAUGGCUCUGGCCGAUCUGCCUCAAAUGUUACUCUCGAAGGAAUCCGCAAAGAGCUCGGUAUAGCUCCCAACGAGAGCGGUAAAAUUCCCAUGACGAGUGUGCAUUCUGUUACAGCUCCUGGAGCUGCAGCUGGAUGGGUAGACACGGUUGAGAAAUUUGGUAGCGGCAAAGUGACCUUGUCCCAGAUCCUCGCGCCGGCUAUCGAACUUGGCGAAGAGGGUUUCCCUGUGUCUGAGCUCUCAUCAACAUUCUGGCGCGCAGGAGAACGCAUGCUUCGAAAUGCAUCACCAAAUUUUGCCGAAAUGCUUCGUCCAGACCCUAGCUCCCCUGAUGGCUUCAGCGCUCCUAAGCCCGGGCAGUUGAUGAAAAAUGUCAAUUUAGCACAUACAUUUCGACUGCUUGGCGAGAAAGGCAAAUCGGGAUUCUAUGAAGGCUUCGUAGCAGAGUCCUUGAUCAAAGUCGUCCAGGACCUUGGCGGACAUUUAACUCUCGACGACCUUAAGAAACAUAUGGAACACGGGAGUGAGGAAGUUGAACCAAUAUCGCUCAAAUUCAAUGGACAAGAUAUUGGCACGGCCCAAAGCCAACACAUCGAUGGGGAGGACGAAACCUCGUCACACUCUCAGGGCGUAGAAAUCUGGGAGCAUCCCCCGAACGGGCAGGGAAUAGUCGCAUUAAUGGCACUCGGGAUUCUUGAAGAACUUGAACGCACUGGCAAGAUUCGAAAAUUUCAAGAACAUGAGCAUAACUGCGCAGAAUAUCUUCACGCCGUUGUUGAAUCUCUGCGAAUCGCCUUCUCCGACGCUGCAUGGUGGGUUACUGACCCAGACCCAGCCUUCUCCCCCGUCACGCCAGCUCAGCUCAUUUCCCGAUCCUAUCUCUCCUCACGCGCCAAACUCUUCGAUCCAAAACGUGCCUCGCCGCCAUUGUCUCAUGGCGAGCCCUCUCCCGCCCAUCAGCACUGCGAUACCGUCUACUUUGCCGUCACUGACUCACAAGGGAACGGGAUCUCCUUUAUUAACAGCAAUUACGGGGGGUUCGGAACUGCUGUUAUCCCGCGUGGAUGUGGGUUCACUCUCCAAAAUCGUGGAGCCAACUUUGUUUUGUCUCCGCCGACGCACCCAAACAUAUUCGCUCCGAACAAGAGACCUUAUCACACGAUUAUCCCCGCCCUGGUGACAAACCCCACGGACAACUCGUUGCAUACCGUCUAUGGUGUCAUGGGAGGCUUCAUGCAGCCACAGGGCCACGUCCAGGUCUUGCUGAACAUGUUGGCCUUCAAAUACAACCCGCAAGCAGCUCUAGAUGCACCCCGCAUCUGCAUCGGUGCAGGCACGCCCGAGCAGGGCAAGACCCUCGAUCGUACAGUCUAUCUCGAGGAAGGUAUUUCCGAGGAAACAGCCAACGAAUUAAAGGAAUUAGGCCACGAGGUAGAAAUUGUGAAAGGCUGGGAGCGCGGCCUGUUUGGCAGAGGACAAGUCAUAAGGGCGCAUUACGAAGACGGAAAAGUCGUGUAUAGUGCUGGAAGUGAUCCAAGAGGUGAUGGGGCCGCGAUACCACUAUGAAGGACUUACCACAGGAUUAUUAUAUAGAGUAAUUGUACGUAAUGUUUCCAGUAGUGUGGUUGGUGGCCUAGG